Molecule: messenger RNA, 2387 nt
Organism: Tilletiopsis washingtonensis
Lineage: Eukaryota; Fungi; Basidiomycota; Exobasidiomycetes; Entylomatales
Product: TPR-like protein
Exons: 10
Coding region: 45-2303 (752 amino acids)
Biological process (GO): cell division
Cellular component (GO): anaphase-promoting complex
Molecular function (GO): protein binding
Source: RefSeq, a predicted model, not a curated record
UCCUCCCUCGUCGCGGGCUAACAGCGCUUCGGCUGCGCGGCACCAUGUCGGCCAACUCGCUCUUCGAGGUGCGCUACUCCUUUCCCGACUCGGGCCCCGCCGAGGCGCGCAAUGCGCUGCGCAGGGCUGCACACGAGCUCUCCGAGCGCGGCCUCAGCGCUGCCGCCUCCUGGGCGCGCGAGCUGCUCAUCUGCGUGCCGCGCGUGCCGUCUGGCGCAUCCGCCGUCGCAGGCCCCAGCAGCGCCGGACCGUCGCACUCGGCCAACGGCACGCCGGCACGCGCGCCCUCGACGAGCCGCCUGUUCCCAGUGCACUCGACGCCGGCGCUGGGGUCCAUGUACCUGCCGUCGUCGCCGGUCAGUCAGCUUGGCCUGCGGUCACAUCUUGUGCCUGGUGGCGCUACGCCAUCGUCACAGAUCGGCGACGACUCGGGCCGCUUCCCCUCGCGUGCGCCGCCGAGCCCGCUCGCUCGGAACGCGUACUACGCCGACGGCGACGACUCCUCUUCGUCACUGGACCAGUCGCAGCAGGGCUCGGCGCAUGUGCACUUUGCACCGUCGCAGGAGACGUCGCGACUCAGUGACGUCGGUAGUGAGGCUGAUGCGGCAGGGCAUACUGAGGACGACGAGGACGACUAUCAGUUCGCGCGCGCCAUGUUCGAGCAGCAUCACUUUGAGCGCUGCGUGGCAUGGCUGGAGAAGCGGCGCAUGACGAGCGAUCGGGCGGAGUUCCUGCGGCUGUACGCCAAGUACCUCAUCAUCGAGCGACGGCUUGACGAAGAAGGUGCGAUUGUGUCGCCGGCCUCAGUAGAGACUGCGCUCCGGCAACGCACGUCCGACGGCCUGCUGGUUCUGCUCAAGGAGCUCAUCGAUCCGUCAGAUCCGUAUCUGCUGUACCUCAAAGGCGUGGUGCUGCGCAAGUUCAACAAGCGCAUCGAGGCGAUCGACUGCUUCAUUCGCAGCCUCGAGCUGCUGCCGUACUGCUGGUCGACAUGGCUCGAGCUGAGCACCGCGCUGGACCCCGAGGGCGAAGAGAUCAUCGAGCUCGCCUCGCUGCUGCCCGACUCGUUCAUGACAGCCUUCUUCAUCGACCACUACUGCCGGCGCGUGCUGCGUCUGCACCGCCACUCAAACGAGGUCGCACGCUGCGAUGCGUUGCUCGCGCUCUUCCCCAACAGCCCGUACAUCCUGAACUGCAAGGCGCACUCGCACUACAUCGCAGAGGACUUCGCAGAGGCUGAGGCGCAGUGGGACGAGGCUCGCGCGCUCGAUCCGUACUGCCUCGAGGGCGUCGCCGAAUACUCGAACCUGCUCUUCGUGCUCGACAAGCCCGAGAAGCUGGCCUAUCUCACGACUUCGCUCGUGGAGAUUGGCCGCGACAGUCCUGAUGCAUGCUGCGCGCUAGCGAACUAUCACACCAUGCAGCUCAACAACCAUCGCGCGGUCGAGGCACUACAGCGCGCCCUGCGCCUGGACCCCAGCUGUCUGAAUGCCUGGAUUUUGCUCGGCCACGCCUACGUCGAGCUGCGCAACUCGCAAGCCGCGACGGAGAUGUACCGGCAUGCGCUGGAUCUUGCACCGCACGACCAUCGCGCGUGGUACGGCCUGGGCCAGGCGUACGAGCUCAACGAGUCGCCGCACUACGCGCUGCACUACUACCAGAAGGCGUGCGCGCUCAGCCCGUACAACGCCCGCAUGUGGAUUGGCCAGGCCGUCUGCUUCGAGAAGCUCGGGCGCACACAGCAUGCGAUCUCGAGCUACAAGCGCGCGCUGUCGCUCGGCGGCCAGGCGCCGGCGGAGCAGAUCGACCUCAUCGGGCACAUCAUCGGCGUGUACCAGAGCGCCGACGAGCACGUCGCCACGGAGGUCUGGCACCGCCGCAUCGUCGAUCUCGUCACUGCCUCGCAGGACGGCCCUGAGCCGCUACCCUUCUCCAGAUAUGCGCCUUCCUUCCUCGCCACGUCGCGGAUGCUGCUGCGGGAAGCAGGCGCGCACACAGAUCCGUCCGACGCGGAUCCAGAGCCUCUCGAGAUCGACAGCGACAUCGCCGGCGGCGCCGACACGACGGACGGCUCGGCGAUGGAGGUCGACGACAGCAUGGGCCCGCCCGUCGCGGCCCGUGCGCCCUCUCUCACCACGGCCAAGCUGCAUGCUGCCGCCAAGUCCAAGGCCGCCGCGGCGCGCGCCAACGUCGAGCUCGCCGGCGAGUUCCUGGCGCGCAUCAUUGCGAGCGGCUCGGAGCGCGCCGGCGAGGCCGAGGAGCUGCAGAAGAUCAUCGCCACGCUGCCGGGCGCCGGCGGGUGAGAUGCAGCAGGCCAUCUAUUGAGACUCUAUGGAUCGUGACAGGAUGUGACCGGGGUGGGGAGCGUGAUUAAAAGUUUUAAGCGA